Folsomia candida is the source of this 426-nucleotide messenger RNA. Its product is annotated as protein krueppel-like. The coding region runs from base 1 to 426 and encodes 141 amino acids. The record is from RefSeq and is a predicted model, not a curated record. Lineage: Eukaryota; Metazoa; Arthropoda; Collembola; Entomobryomorpha; Isotomidae. The transcript is spliced from 2 exons.
AUGGCAAGUUUUCCAGGCAUGGAGCGAACCCUCCACUUACGAACUGCCCACGAAGAACUUGUCUCUCAUCAAUGUGGAAUUUGUAAAAGGAAGUUCCGUCACCAAAGCUACCUCGGUGCGCACAUGGUGAUGCGGCACAAAGAUGGGGAUAAGAAAUUGUCCUGUGUCAAAUGCGGGAAGAAAUUCUGCCUCGAGGAGAACUUGGCGAGACAUUUGAAACUGCAUGACGUCGACGGGACGAAACCCGUCGUUUGUGACCUGUGCGAUAGGCGAUUUGAAAGUGAGGAGCGUCUUAAGAGCCAUUUGGAGUCAGUAGCGCAUUCAAGUCCGUUCGAGUGUGCUCAAUGUCCACAGAAGUGCAAGAAUAGGGUGUCUUUGGAAAGCGUGUGGCUGGACCCUGCUAAAGAGGGUCUGAUAAAAAUUUGA